Messenger RNA from Trichoplax adhaerens, 636 nucleotides. RefSeq lists its product as uncharacterized. The record is from RefSeq and is a predicted model, not a curated record. Gene Ontology annotation, biological process: proteasome assembly. The coding region runs from base 1 to 636 and encodes 211 amino acids. The transcript is spliced from 7 exons. Gene Ontology annotation, cellular component: nucleus; cytosol. Lineage: Eukaryota; Metazoa; Placozoa; Uniplacotomia; Trichoplacea; Trichoplacidae.
AUGGACUGUCAACUGAUUGGGUAUUGGCAUCAUUCUUGUUUAUUACCUGUGGUUGGCCAUGAUACAUCCUGUAAUCAGCAAGAUAAUAAGAAUUGCCAUAACCAGUUACUAACGCCUUCCCAAGUUUACAUGUCUCGUACGCAAAAAUAUGUGUUUAUGCAAAUUCGCUCUCCAGUUAUUUCGGGUGGUGCCGCGACAUUUUGUGCUGACCUUGUAAAGUGGAUUAGUCAGAAGGGUUUCCAUCGCGUUGUUCUUGCUACGAGCUGUUACAUUCACGAAAAAAUUAACACCAGUAUAGGAAGUGGAUUUAGAUAUUUGACAAGUCGUGCAGCUUGUGAAUUAAGAGAUCGGUUAGAGAACAAUUGCUCCUGGGUAGGAUUAGAAGAAUGCCCAUCAACUAUCGGCAAUAACAAAGAAAAUAUUCCUUUAAUUGUAAUAAUAUCACUAUGCACCGAAGGAAAUGCUAUUGAGAUGGCGUUGCGAUUGGAUUCACAUCUCAAUGAUUGGCUACAGUUUCUACCGCAUCAUCAACAACAAUCUUCUGUCCAUCCGGAACAAGGAUUACUUGCUCCGUGGAUUAUGCCGAAGUCGUGGGAAGUAUUGCUAAACCGUCAUGUUCCGUCCGAUCUCUAUUAA